Molecule: messenger RNA, 2205 nt
Organism: Poecilia reticulata (guppy)
Lineage: Eukaryota; Metazoa; Chordata; Actinopteri; Cyprinodontiformes; Poeciliidae
Gene: impact
Product: impact RWD domain protein
Biological process (GO): GCN2-mediated signaling; regulation of translational initiation
Cellular component (GO): cytoplasm
Molecular function (GO): protein binding
Source: RefSeq, a predicted model, not a curated record
GUAGAAACCGGAAGUCAGAAUGCUAGCAGCCUGCGGAGCCACUUUACCCUGGAAGCAGUUCUUCAUGGACUGCUAAUCUCAUUCAGUGGGGAUUCUUCGUGUUGUCAUGUGCCUUACCACUGAAUGAUACGUUUUCCCAGCGGGCGAGGUUUAUUAAGAUGAAUUCAUGGCGGAUAUUAUAAAUCCAGAGAAUGAAGAAGAUCUGCAGGCUCAAAUUGAAGAGGUCGAAGCUUUGUCUUCUAUCUACGGAGACGAGUGGUGUGUGAUAGACGAAGCGUCCAGGAUAUUCUGCAUCAAAAUAUCCAGCGACGCUGAGGAGCAGAAACUGACGGCAUGCUUGCAGAUAAUCCUUCCACCCGAUUAUCCAAGCGCAGCCCCGCCCAUCUAUCAGAUCAAUGCGGCGUGGUUGCGAGGCUCCGAGAGGGCCAAAUUGGCAAACAGCCUGGAAGACAUCUACGUGGAGCAUGCGGGGGAGAGCAUCCUCUACCUGUGGGUGGAAAGAAUCAGAGAAUUCCUCGUGGAGAAAUCCCACAGCUCGGGACCAGUCAUUCAAGAAGAAAAAGUGAACGUAACUGCGGAGGAGGACGUGGAGGACGGCGAUGAAGGCGGUCCUGAUUUGCGCGUUCUCAGGGAAACCGCAGAGAAAACCCACUUCUUCUUGGAUCAGGCAAACGAUGAAGAGAUACCGCCGAUAAAACAUGGAAGCCCCAUCACGGACCGACGCAGCACCUUCCAGCCCCAUUUGGCACCUGUGGUCACGCCAAGACAGGUGAAGAUGGUCCUGGAGAAACUUUAUGAAAACAAGAAGAUUGCCAGUGCCACUCAUAAUAUUUACGCCUACAGGAUUUACUGUGAGGACAAGCACAGCUUCCUGCAGGACUGCGAGGAUGACGGCGAGACCGCCGCGGGGGGGAGAUUGCUUCACUUGCUGCAGAUUCUGGACGUGCGGGAUGUCAUGGUGGUCGUGUCUCGGUGGUACGGAGGCAUUUUAUUAGGGCCUGACCGCUUCAAGCACAUCAACAACUGCGCCAGAAACAUCCUGAUGGACGAGGGAUACGUCGCCUCCACGGAUGAGGCCUGCAAGUCAGGAGCAAAGACCAAGAGACCGAAAAGCAAGAAGACGAAGUGAAGUUCGGAGGAAACACGGAUUCGCUUUGCUUCUUAAAUAAACGAGAAGCCUCCCAUUGAGGUGACUUUGUGUUGUCGGGAAGUUCAAUUCGUUUACUUAUCUCGUUAAUUGUAUUUUUUUAAAUUUAUAUAUAAUUUAUUAAAAGUGCCUUGCGAAAAAUAUUUAAAGUGUAACCAACCUCCAGAUUGAUUUUUAUUUUUGCUGAGAAAGAAAGUGUCUAAAUAUGUCAUUUAGGGUUCUGUCUUCUUGUUUCUUUGUCCUUCUCCACUUCUGGCCGUUUCUAUUGGCUCCGCCCCCUUUUGUGGGAUUUGUCAUAACUUGCCAGAGUUGUGCUUUCACAAUGGGGAAAAGUUACACUUUAAAUACUUUUGAACUGUUUAAAACCACAAACUUCAGUGAUUUUGACUGGAGAUUUAUAUGUUAGUCCAACACAAAGUGGUGCAUAAUCCCCGUAUUGCCUCUCGUCUGCUUUCAACAGAAAAGCAGCCAAACAGCAUGAUACUGCCAACACCGUGUUUCACCGGUUGCUAAGAGGGAUGUAGAGUAUUUUCUGCCACCUUCUUGCUUUUGGUUUGUCCUGUUCCAACUUAGACCAGCGCACAUCGGGCAAGAAUGACCAAAAAAAUGUUCUGUUGUAUUUUCACCAGUGGAGACUCUUAAGUUUCAUACAUCUAUCUUACUGUACCGUAUCUAUUUACACUGAUAGACUACGUUUCCUGUGUGGCUUCCAAAAACUAUCAAGAACAAGUUUAUAUUGGUUCUGUAUAUGGUUCUGAUUUUUGCUGAGACUAAUUUCUGUAAUUCUACAAAUUAUUUAAGGGCUUCGGGGUAAAAAGAUGAUGAAUACAAACUUACUCCACACUUUUCAGAUUUUCAGUUAUGCACCACUUAAUUUUACUUUCAAUGCCCCUAAAAAACCCCUGAAGUUUCUGGUUUUAACAUGUCAGAAAAACCAAAUCCCACUUCUCUACGACGCUGAAUCCUCCGAGUCUGAAAUAUAUAUUUGUUUACCUAUAAGAAGUCUUCGAUGACGUGUUUACAGCUGGACGUAUUUAAUUAAAAAGAAUCCAUGACAA